Messenger RNA from Caenorhabditis briggsae, 693 nucleotides. The record is from RefSeq and is a predicted model, not a curated record. The transcript is spliced from 3 exons. NCBI's taxonomy places the organism in Eukaryota, Metazoa, Nematoda, Chromadorea, Rhabditida, Rhabditidae. Bases 1 to 693 code for a protein of 230 amino acids.
AUGGAAGCUGCUCGUGUGGAGGAUAUACGUGUCAAGUGGGAGGAGAACUGGAAACACUUUCCCGAGCGGCACGAGCAACUGCGCAUCACAGAACUCAUCAAAUCUUGUGCCAUCCACAGUCAAUUCGAGAAUCUUCCAUUUCUGUUCCCCCGCUUUUUGUGUGCCCUGUCCUUCGUCUAUCGUGAAUUGCAGAAGCCUCGUUUGAACUUCACAGAAGUCCUUUUUCCACGCGUCACCGAUGCUAUAAAAUUUCUGAACGACAAGGACAAUUAUCCGUGUCACUCGAUGAAUAUGACUGAUGUGGUGGCAAUGGUACCCGGACGGAUUUACAGCGGUUGUGUGGAUGAUACGAACACCAUUGCCUUCAGUCAAUUCUCCUCAGCUUUCGUGAUGACGCAUCCGUUCCCCGACGUCUCCAAGAAGCCGUGUCCCACCACCUGCGAGCUCCGUUCGAUUCUCCUUCAACACAAAAUCAUUUACCAGCAUGAAGAUUGUUGUUGUGACGGCGAGAUGUGUGCACUUCUAGUCUUCACUCAGACGACGUCGCUGACUCCGUUGAUCAUGAAGACGAUUGAUUUGAGUAAGGAGACGAUGGUAGCACUGCCGACGACGUCUACGCCGAAGCCAACCGGCAUCCGGAGAAGAGCCACAGCGACUACACCGGCUUAUAACUUCAUUUUUGGGCGUCGAUGA